Messenger RNA from Chanos chanos (milkfish), 2001 nucleotides. RefSeq names its product actin related protein 10 (gene actr10). NCBI's taxonomy places the organism in Eukaryota, Metazoa, Chordata, Actinopteri, Gonorynchiformes, Chanidae. The coding region runs from base 41 to 1294 and encodes 417 amino acids. The record is from RefSeq and is a predicted model, not a curated record. The transcript is spliced from 13 exons.
GCAGAGUUUCUGUUGACAGGUCUAACGUCUCUUAAUCAAAAUGCCCUUGUUUGAGGGGUUGGGGAGUGGAGGGGAGAAGACCGCUGUCGUUUUAGAUUUGGGAGCAGCAUACACAAAAUGUGGCUUUGCUGGCGAGACUGGCCCCAGGUUUAUCAUACCCAGUGAGAUCCAGCGUCCCAACCUCCAACAGCCUAUCAAAGUUGUACAGUACAACAUCAACACAGAGGAGCUCUACAGCAACCUGAAGGAGUUUAUUCACAUACUGUACUUCAGACAUCUGCUGGUAAACCCUCGAGACAGGAGAGUAGUAAUCAUUGAGUCCAUCCUCUGCCCCUCACACUUUAGAGAGACUCUCGCCAAGGUCUUCUUCAAACACUUUGAGGUUCCAUCGGUUCUGUUUGCUCCCUGUCACCUGAUGUCUGUCAUGACGUUGGGCAUUAAUUCAGCCUUAGUUAUGGACUGUGGCUAUACAGAGACACUGGUGUUACCUGUGUAUGAGGGAAUCCCCAUCCUGUCUGCUUGGGAAGCACUUCCAUUGGGUGGAAAGGCCAUUCACAAGGAGUUGGCAGGUUUUCUCACAGACCAGUGUACUGUGGACACAGACUCAGGCACUGGGCAGAAUGUAUCUGCUGUCAUCGGCUCCAUUCCAGAGGACGUUGUUGAAGAUAUCAAAGUGAGGACUUGCUUUGUCAGUGACCUGCAGAGAGGUCUGAAGAUCCAAGAAGCAAAGUUUAACCUGGAGGGAACUGCUGAGCGUCCUGCCCCACCCCCUGAUGUUGAUUACCCAUUGGAUGGAGAAAAGAUUCUGCAUAUCAAGGGUCCAAUCAGAGACUCUGUGAUUGAGAUGUUGUUUGAGCAGGACAAUGAGGAGAAGUCAAUAGCAACUUUAGUGCUAGAUACUCUAGUCAAGUGCCCCAUCGAUGCUCGUAAGACCCUCUCAGAGAACUUGGUGAUAAUUGGUGGUACGGCGAUGCUGCCUGGUUUCCUGCACCGGUUGCUGGCUGAGAUCCGGCUGCUGGUGGAGAAGCCAAAGUACCGCGAUGCUCUUGCAACCAAGAGCUUCCGUAUCCACAGCCCACCGGCCAAACCCAACUGCACCGCCUGGCUCGGGGGAGCCAUAUUCGGAGCUCUGCAGGACAUCCUGGGCAGUCGCUCCGUGUCCAGAGACCUGUACAAUCAGACGGGCCGAAUCCCAGACUGGUGCUCCCUCAGUGCUCCUCCACUCGAGUCUCUGUACGAUACAGGGAAGACUCCUCCCCCGCUGAUGAAAAGAGCUUUUUCUACAGAGAAAUAAAGCCUUGACACUCCUGCUUUCGUACUCACAGUCCUCCCUAGUUAUAACACCUCCUUCCCCUAGAACUGAACACCCAUGUCUGAGAUGCACUCUGUUCAUCGUCAGAGUUUACUCUCUUGUCUAAUACAGAUGUAAACUCGCGUACUGCUCUCCUUCACACUUAAAUAAAUGCUUAGUUUGUCUCUACUACCAGGGUGCCGUCACCCUCAGAAAGAACCAGGGAGAUUUGAACUCUCAUAUUCUAGAACAUGGCAUAUGCCAGUUUAAUAGAGGAAACAUGAGUAGAUUUUAAAGUUUAUGGAUGCUGGAUACAAAUCCAGUAUGCCUGGCAAGCAUCUAAUGUUUGAGGUUUUGAUUUUUGCUGUACAGGUUUACACAUUAAUUCCAUGGUAUUUGAGACUUGUUUUCUGAGACAUCAUCGUUGUUGGGAAAUAUGUAGGUCAGCCACAAAAGUACGUAAUUAUCUGGCAUUUCAAUGUUGCUUUUUCAUUUUAUGUAUGCAGACAAUUCUGCAUGGCCAUCAUAGUAUAGUGCAAUAUCUGAUUCAGAUUCAUUGUAGUCAAGUGCAGGAGUUUGACCAGCUUUUAUUUAUUUACAUAAAAAGACAGAGACAUUGGAAAGAUCUGCUAUUGUCUGAAACAUUUAUGGAUGUUUUCCUCGUGUUAUUAAGUAAACAUUCCCAAAAGUGUUGAACAGCUGUGGUGUCU